CUUCCCCCGUGAGGAUCAAGAUUGACUUGCUUCCCUGCUUGCUUCAAGUGCAAGAUGCCAAAACCUCAACAGAUAGAUCAUACCCCCGAAGCUAGCAUAACUACACCAAAAGAAGACAUUGCUAAUGUUCCCAAAUUUGGUUGGAGAGUAAACUUUGACCAUGAAUGCAAAGACAAAUGUGAUCCAUUUGUAAAACCCAGACUCACCCACAUUCCUGAAUUAAUUGGCCUUAGCUAUAGAUAUAUGAAAGUAUGGAUAAAGCACAAAAGACAGGGAAGAAUAAUGUUUAUAGAUCAUCUGAAUCAAGUUACGCACAAGCCUAUUUAUGGCUGUCCUAUAGGUGGUAUAGGUUGUGGUACCAUUGGUCGUGGCUACCGAGGGGAAUUUUGUAGAUUUCAGAUGGUUCCAGGGAUAUAUGAGCAUACUAUUGUUCCAGCAAAUUCUUUCAUCUUGUGUAUACGAAAGAACAAUAAAACUGUUUAUCAAAAAGUCCUAACAGGAGGAAAAGGGAAGCACUUGAAAUCAUGGGAAUGGGGAUUUCCCAGACAGAAUGCUACAUACCAUGCACUUUAUCCUCGAUCAUGGACGGUAUAUGAUAUACCAGAGUUUAACCUCAAGCUUACAUGUCGUCAAAUAUCACCUAUCUUCCCUAAUGAUUACAAGGAUACCAGUUUUCCAAUGGCAGUAUUUGUAUGGUCUGUAGAAAAUAUGGGACAAGAAUCAUUAGAUAUCAGUAUCACAUUUACAUUUAAAAAUGGUAGAGGUGUGAAGGAAGAUUGUAAUCCUGGUAACUGGACUGAACCAUUUGAAAGUGAGGCUGAGGGGCAGAAGGUUGUAGGAAUGAUGAUCAGACAGAAUAUACGUGACAUGAAAUGUACAUACGGUAUAGCUGGCGCUUUCAAGACUGGUGUAGAUGUAAGUACAAAGUCACAGUUCAAUCCUAAAGGAUCAGGACAGGAUUUAUGGGAAGAUCUCAGUGAUGAUGGAAAAUUAAAAUCAGCGACAGAUCAAAACAAAGAUCAGCCCAUAGUCAAUUGUAAGACACUUUACUCUGUCAUGUUGAAGGUCUUACUGAAUAUUUUACAGUUUCUACUAAAUCUAGUCCUACCGUCAAAAGAAAGAAGUGCUUCAACAGGUAAAGGAUCUGAAAUAGGAUCAGCUGUAUGUCUAUAUACCACAGUAAAGCCAGGGGACAAAGAAGAUCUGGAAUUUACACUCACAUGGGACAUGCCUGUUGUACAUUUCAAAGCUAGAAAACAUAAGUAUCUAAGACGGUAUGCUCGUUGGUUUGGUAGUUCUGGUGAUGCAUGUCCACAGCUGUGUAGUUAUGCCCUGAAAAACUAUCCUAUGUGGGAAACAAAGAUUGAAGAAUGGCAGAAUCCAAUUUUAUCAAAUAAAAAUUUACCAUCCUGGUACAAGUCAGCUUUAUUCAAUGAGUUAUACUUUGUCAGUGAUGGUGGAUCUCUAUGGUUAGAUAUGGCUGAAGAGAAAGAUGGGCAGAUUCAGAGAAAGAUCAGUCCAACAGAACCAGAGGUUAUACAAGAAUAUGGAAAAUUUGGCUAUCUAGAAGGACAUGAAUAUAGAAUGAUUAACACCUACGAUGUCCACCAUUAUGCUUCCUUUGCCUUCAUCAUGUUAUGGCCUAAGAUUCAACUGUCUAUACAGUAUGAUAUGGCCACAGCAGUAAUGUCAGAAGACACAACUCCGAUAGUAUUUUGUAUGGAAGGAAAUCGAGGGAUCUAUAAAACAAAGAAUGCAGUACCACAUGAUCUAGGAGAUCCAGAGGACGAGCCCUGGGAUAAAGUGAAUGCCUAUAUUGUACAUCCUACACAUGACUGGAAAGAUUUAAAUCUUAAGUUCAUCCUACAGACUUAUAGGGAUUAUAGUCAAACAAAAGAUACAGAUUAUCUCAAAGAUAUGUACACUGUGUGUCAGGCUGUGAUGGAACAUGCUAGACAAUGGGAUACAGAUGGUGAUGGUCUGAUAGAAAAUGGAGGCUAUGCUGACCAAACCUUUGAUGCUUGGACAAUGACUGGUGUGAGUGCUUACUGUGGAGGUCUAUGGCUAGCAGCCCUGAAGAUGUACAUAGAAAUCAGUAGGAUUGUUGGUAAUACAGAGGAAAUGAAGAAAUAUACCGAAAUAUUAGAUAAAGGCAAAGAAGCAUUUGAUAAAAAAUUGUGGAAUGGAAGUUACUAUAAUUAUGACUCCAGUACUACCAGUGGACAUGAUGAUAGUGUGAUGGCUGAUCAGCUAGCUGGACAUUGGUUUCUAAGGGCCUCAGGCAUGGAGGAUGCAACUAUUUUUCCACCAACACAUGUAAAGACAGCUUUGAAGACUAUAUUCAAAAAUAAUGUUAUGGGAUUUGAGAAUGGUAACAUGGGAGCCAUUAAUGGAACAAGGCCUGAUGGGAAGAUGGAUAUGAGUAGUGUUCAAAGUGAGGAAUUCUGGGUAGGAGUCACUUAUGCCCUUGCUGCAAAUAUGAUUCAGGAGGGUAUGUUGGAUGAAGCCUUCCAAACAGCAUGGGGAGCUUACCAUACAUGUUGGGAAACAUAUGGCCUACAAUUCCAAACACCAGAGGCCUACAUGCUUGACAGAAAUUACAGAUCCCUGGGCUAUAUGAGACCACUAUGUGUUUGGGCCAUGCAAUGGGCUUUAGAAAAGUUUCAUCCACAGUUAAUGAAGUCCUAACUAUGUGCAAUAUGGACUUGGUGAUGCUAUAAAGUUUUUUGUGUUCAUAUUGCUCAGUUUUUACACAUUUUAUUUUCAAAGCCACACGUUUUUUUUUGUUAGAUCUUGUUUUAUACAGCUGAAAUAAAUAUAUUCAUAGACAUCAUUUGGUCUCUGGUGGAGAGUUGUCUCAUUGGCAAUCAUACCACAUAUCCUUAUUUUAUACACUCAGUCAUUCCACAUCUGAAAUACAUGGAAAAAAUGCAGUGUUCGAGUAAAUUUAUCAUGAAAUAUAAGAUAAAUCAGUUAAAAGCUUUCAUCACCAAAUUUUUUUACAUUAUUUGAUUGAAUUAAAUUUUCUCGAGAUUUUUUUAAAGAUGUUUCAUUUUUGAAUUCUUAAGUCUGCAUUUUGAUCAUGAGCAAAUAAAAAAUCUGUAAAAAUAUCAGAAAAAUAAUGGCAUGACAAAAAUCAUAAUAUGUUCACAUGAAAUUGUAGGCAAGUAUUUGAUACUGUACGUCAUGUUAUUGCUUGUAAUUUGUUGAAUUUUAAUUAGUAAUAAUUAUGUUAUUUUUUUUUUACAAAUAUUUAUUUGAUAUUAAAUAAUUAAGCUUCCAUAUAUACACAAGUGCAAUUAUUACAAAUCGUAAAUGUUAGAUUAAUUGUUGUUUAUAUUGUUAUAGUGUUUUUAAAAGAUAUAUCUUUUUUUGUUUAAUUUUUGUUUUCUUUCGUAUUGCUUUAAAGAAUAAUUUUACAUUAUUUUCCCACUAGUCUAUGCUUUAAUUGUCAGGUGGUAUCUUUGGUUACAGUGGGAAUUAUACCAAAAUAUUGUAGUUUUUGACAUGUUAAAAGCAUAUAAUUAACAAAUAUUACUUGUCAGAUUUUUAUCUUCAUUAUAGUAAUCAAGUUUCUCAAACUUUAUUUACUGACAAGGAUAUGAAAGAAAAAGGGUAAUUAAAAAGGGUAUUUAAUGAGAUGAAUAAUUGAUUUGAGAUGUUAAUAAAUUUGAAAGCUCAGAAGUAGUGAAGAAAUGAACUCAGGUAUGUAUAUUCAUGUACGAGUUUCAUUGUAAUAGUAUACAUUGUUUAGGCUACCUCAUCAUACUUGACAUCAUACCAGCAUAAGAAAUUUCCUUUCCUUGAGAACAAUUCAAGAUAUAACUUAACCAUGAUUAAAGUAAAGUACAAUAAUCAAUACCCAAUUGAUAAAAGCAAAUAAAUAUUUUAAUUUUCUGUAACCCAAAAAUGCAUGUUUUUUAUAAUUGGACAAUUGUUUAUUCUUGAAUUAUACCUUGUUAAAUUGCGCCAUUAAAGGCAUAAUUACCUAAAACCAUGGAAUUUUAUGAUUGAGGUUAUGUUUGGUCCAACAGAUUUCUAUAAAAAUGCUACGGGUUGCAAUUGAUAUUAAUAAUUGGAAUACAUGCAUUAGUCUUUGCAAGGUACUAGAUCCUAUUGAUUCUUACAUUGUCAUCUAGAUACAGAAUCAAACUUAGUCAUCUUUAGUGAUAGCAAGCUAAAUAAUCUUUAUCUUAAUGGAACUGCGACUCUUUUCACAAUAAGUCUUACGAGUAAAAUUACUCGUAAGUCAUGAACAUUUCAGUAUAACUUACGAUGAAUUUAAUCGUAAGAUUUUUUGUGAAAAGAGCCGCUGUAUUUGAUCUUUUCAUGAUGUUGCUAGUCAAUUGUUUCAUUUAUUUCUCUUUAAUGUCACAGUAACAUUAAAUUGUGACUGUUCUUCUUCUUUGUUUAUAUACAAAUUAUUAUUUAUCUUAUUAUAGUUGAUAUAUGUUUAGAUUUUUAAUUUUGUUACAUUGCCUGGUUGUGUUGUAUCAUAUUUUCAAGCCCUGCACUUUAUUUCUAAUAUGUGUAUUGUAGAUCUUAAAAAUGUCUUUUGUUUCUGAAAGUAAGGAAACUUUUGUUAAUCUCAUGAGCAGGCAGCAAUCCACCAAUACAAAAUAUAGAAAUCAUAAGAGGAGAUUGAUGAGUACUCAAAACAAAUGUAUCCCCUUGUCUCAAGUUAGGAGCAUUUUCAGUGCUUUGACUUCAUUUUAAACCAUGUUUUUCAGUGGUAAUACAAUGGACAGGCAGCUCCAUCUGUUUGCCUGAAAUAACUUGAGAAUCAUUCAACCAAUACUUUUCAAAUUUGCUGAAGACAAAAUGGAUGUCUAUAAGUAGUUAUAACAAUUGAAUUGUUUCAUAUUUUUCAUGUCGGGGCCUUUUAUAGCCGACCAUACAGUAUAGGUUUUUCUCAUUGUUGAAGGCCAUACGGUUGCCUAUAAUUGCUUACAUCCACUUCAUUUGAACUUUGGUGGAUAGUUGUCUCAUUGGCAAUCAAACCACAUCUCCUUAUUUUUAUACAAACUCAAUUUUCUUAUUUGAAAAUUUUUCAUGAAAGGCUCCUCUUUUAAAAAAAGUGAUGCUGUUACUGUUAUAUCUCUGACAUUUUGACCUUCUAGCAUGUAUUAAAUUACACCUUUUAUCAGCUGAGAAUCUUGCGUUAUUUUUUUACCUUUGAAAUGUUUUCAAAUGUAUAGACACAAAGAAUGAUAUUGUAAGAAGUGGAAAAAACCUAGUUUCCUUAUGUUUACUUUAAAUGUUGAAUCUGUCUUAUAUUCUCAAUAGAAUCACUUUUAAAAGUUUAAAAUUUACAUGCGUAAGAUACACAUCAGCCUCAUAGUAUGAUAUCACAUAUUAGUGACCUCCAUGACAUAUAUGGCCAUUUAAAAACUUCUGUGUUGUAACCCACUACAUUUUAUGUGGUAGACACUCCAUUUUAUGUGGUAGACCCUCCAUUUUAUGUGGUAGACACUCCAUUUUAUGUGGUAGACCCACCAUUUUAUGUGGUAGACACUCCAUUUUACAUAAAAUCCUCCAUAUACUGUAAAUUCAGAAAUUAUGGCAAACAUUUAUUAUUGCGAUUUUUAUAGAAUGGACAAUAAUGCGAGAUUAACUAUUGCGAUUUCAGGAAAAUCUGCAUACAGAUAUAUGUAUCAGAUAUGAGAAUGCGAGUUCUUAUUAUUGCUAUAAUCACCAAGUUGCAUUAUUCACAUAAAUAAAAACCUCACAAUAAUUUCUGAAUUUACAGUAUACAAUUAACAUAUAGGAAUAUAUUGAAUUUAUAUUGUAAACAUAGAAAAUUGAUCAAUGAUAUACAUUUAUUGUUAAAUAAGGUAGUUUUGAAGUGAUAUUAUCCUUAGAAAUCCAUUGAUCUUUUUUUGUGAUUUUAUUAGAAUUAUAUUAUUUCUAAGUAAUGAUAUUAAAAUGUCUAAUACAGAGGUCAUACAAAGUUUAAAUUGAAAGGGAUAUUGACCUCCUGUGAUGUCACAGCGCUUAUCAAUGGCUUGUGAUCUUAACUUGUUUUUAAGGAAUUAUGUUGUUAAAGUAGAAAAGUAUAAGUUGAACCCUUUUAAUUUCAUUUCAGAAAAUGAGAUGGAUUUCAUGUAUUCUGUCGUUAUUGCUGUGAAUUCAACAUUCACUAUUAGAAAAUAUGUGUUUUUUUAAAAAACAAAAGUAAAGUUUCUUGUCAGUGUGUUAUUAUCCCAAUAAAGAGCACUUUGCAAGUAUCAACCCACUGAGGUUACACACUUCAAACAAUGCACUGUCAGUUAACAGAACUUUCAAUGUAAGAGGUACCGUAAGUUCUCUUAAUCUAUAUCAAAAGUACCCAAAAUUACUAUUACCUUGAUUGCCUUUUGUUACAAAAUUUAAAAAGAUUGAAACUGGAUUUUAAAAAUUUCCAGCUGUCUUAAAUGUUUGAAGCCCUGACCCUAACCAAUACUUUCUAACAAGUUAAAAAGGUGUAAAUGGUUUUCUCUUUGAAACCUAGUGUUUGCUAGAAACAUAAGAUAAAGCUGUUGUUCAAUGGAAAUAAUAUCUUUAUUGUGAUUUUAAGAUAUGCCACUUUCUGAUCAACUAUUAUAUGUAUAACAGUUGAGUAUAAAUAAAAUGUGAUUUUUCAUAUUUUCCAGAAUAAAUAAUAAAAUAGUUUCUCUUUCA
Molecule: messenger RNA, 6660 nt
Organism: Mytilus californianus (California mussel)
Lineage: Eukaryota; Metazoa; Mollusca; Bivalvia; Mytilida; Mytilidae
Product: non-lysosomal glucosylceramidase-like
Exons: 18
Coding region: 55-2688 (877 amino acids)
Biological process (GO): carbohydrate metabolic process; glucosylceramide catabolic process
Cellular component (GO): membrane
Molecular function (GO): beta-glucosidase activity; glucosylceramidase activity
Source: RefSeq, a predicted model, not a curated record